AUGUCCGACAAACCUCAACAAGGCCCUCCGACGGCCUAUCCAUCCACCUCGCUCAAGAAGCAAGACCAAGAAGGCAGUAAAGGUCUAGAUGCGAAGCUCGAGCCAGGCGCAAACUGGACUCAACUCGAGUUCUGGGACGACGAGGGCACUUCACCUUACUUAAAGGACUACGAGGGCCGCGGCCUGCUCAAGGACAAGGCUGUCUUGAUCACUGGCGGCGAUUCAGGCAUCGGUCGAAGCGUAGCGAUUCUCAUGGCCCGCGAAGGCGCCGACAUCACCAUCGUGUACCUCGAAGAAGAAGAACCUGAUGCGAAAUGGACAAAGUCCCAAAUCGAAAAAGCUGGUCGACAAUGCCAACUCCUCGCUCUCGACAUCACGUCUGAAGACAACUGUCGCAAAGCGAUUGACGCGCACUUGAGCAAAUUCGGCAAAUUGAGUGUGCUGGUGAACAACGCUGCCAUGCAGGAAAUCUGUGAGGACCAUUCACAGAUCGACCUGGGCGUGGUGGAGAGGACGUUCCGCACCAACGUGCUCAGCAUGUUCGCCAUGACCAAGUUCGCCUUGCCGCACAUGAAGCGAGGGUGCAGUAUUGUCAACUCGUGCAGUGUCGCCGCGUACAUGGGCAAUCCGAAACUGGUGGACUACUCUUCGACCAAGGGCGCCAUCUCGACCUUCACGAGGAGUCUGGCUCAGCAGCUCGCACCGAAGGGAAUAAGGGUCAACGCUGUGGCUCCGGGCAUCAUAUGGACGCCUCUUCAACCCGCGACAAAGGGAAACCCACCUGAGGCCAUGGACAGCUUGGGCGUUUCUGAGGCACCGCUUCAAAGACCAGGAAUGCCGAUCGAGGUUGCGACUGCGUACGUGUUUCUUGCGAGUCCGCUGGCGAGUUAUUUCACGGGAGAGGUCAUUCAUGGAACCGGGGGAAUAGAGAUGCAGGGCUGA
Exophiala spinifera is the source of this 942-nucleotide messenger RNA. RefSeq lists its product as uncharacterized. The record is from RefSeq and is a predicted model, not a curated record. Gene Ontology annotation, molecular function: oxidoreductase activity. NCBI's taxonomy places the organism in Eukaryota, Fungi, Ascomycota, Eurotiomycetes, Chaetothyriales, Herpotrichiellaceae. The transcript is spliced from 3 exons. The coding region runs from base 1 to 942 and encodes 313 amino acids.